Molecule: messenger RNA, 621 nt
Organism: Boeremia exigua
Lineage: Eukaryota; Fungi; Ascomycota; Dothideomycetes; Pleosporales; Didymellaceae
Exons: 4
Coding region: 1-621 (206 amino acids)
Source: RefSeq, a predicted model, not a curated record
AUGGCUGGCAGGAUUGCGAUCCCAACUGGUCAGAACAUAAUCGCUUGUGUUCUUGGGGUGCAGGAACUUGUUGCUGUUCCCCGCGGUGCUCUCCCGUUGGUGGCCACGUUAGCCUCAACGAAAUCGCUCCCGCAACCUAAUAGCUCCAUCAGCGUUUACAACUGCAAGCAGCAUGCGUUCCUUGAAUCGCGAGAUCUGAACCUUCGGCGAGCGGGCAAUAAUUUGCAUCCUACGGGCAUGGCCUCGGCGCAAGACCCAGCAUCCACAACGCUCAUCGCGAAUCAUGAUGACAGUAUCGUGUCAUCGUGGGAAUCCUCCACGGCGACCCGCUGUGUGAGUCGUGGUCUGCUGAUCGCGACGCAUCGGGGACGCAUGGCACUGCAUACUCCCACGCGUCCCAAGGUUAAUGCGUGUCUUAUGAAGGUUGUGGAAGGUCAGCAGUCGACCAGCAAAGUAAGAGCUGCUCAAUCAGCGCAGGAGACUGUCGGCAGGUGCCCUGCGCAACGUCAACAACAGCCGCGCAUAACACAGUGUAUGACGAAGAGGCCAGGAACUGCAGCUCGAAGCGGUGACUCGGCUCUCAUCCGGACACGGCCCGACAGAGUUCAAUGCGUCCCGUAG